AUGGUCCCCUGGAAGAGAACUACAAAGUCGAGGGAUCCAAUAAUAAUUACAAUCGGUUAGUGACGAACUUUUCUGUAUAUCUUUUUUUGAGACAUGCUUUAUUAUUUUGUUACUCUCUAUAAUUUAGUUACUGAAUGGAUGACUUUCUUCACAAAUAGAUGGCGGCAUGCUUAAACAUGUACCGGGGUUUAGUCGGCAGCAGCUUGAAAUCGCAUGCGAAGAUUUUAGCAAUUAGAACUUCUCGGACAUCAUACUCUAUAAAGGUAUUAUGAAAGAUGGUCCAGAAAUCGCUGUUAUAUCCCUUACAGUGGCAGAAAAGGACUGGACAGCUUUCCAUGAACUUCAUUUUCAGAGUGAGACUCUACAAAAUUCUAGCAGAGUAUUGGUGGCAAUAGCCAUUGGUCACAUUCAGAGGAUUUUCUCCUGAGAUAUUUGCCAAAUACUUGCAGGUGGCAGACUUGGCUAGAUUAAACCAUGAGAACAUAGCAAAGCUACUCGGCUAUUGUAAAGAGAAUGAUCCCUUUUCAAGGAUGCUUAUCUUUGAAUAUGCAUCAAAUGGAACCCUAUACGAGUACCUUCACUGUAAGCUAGCUUUUGUUGUUUCUUGGGAAAAAUUAUUUUGCUAGAUUUGGGGAUUGAAGAGCAAUAUGGAAAUUUCACUGCAGAUGGCGAAGGUUGCCAGUUAUAUUGGACCAGACGCAUGAAAAUCGCAAUCGGUAUUGCUCGUGCGCUCAGACACCUGCAUAAUGAGCUGCAGCCACCUUUCAUUGUAUCUGACUUGAACUCGAGUGCCAUAUAUCUCACUGAGGAUUUCUCACCCAAGGUAAAUUCUUAGCCCAUGCUCUCGGAGGAAAAGGAAAUAUUUUAUCAUAGUACAUUGCUUGUAAACCAGUGACAGCAUGCCCCUUAGCCUUAUGGUCUUCCAGAAGAUAAAUUCUCUGGCCACUGAGUUCUUCCCGCUUAUUGAUCCUCAAUUUUCGGUUCAACAGUAUGAAGUUAUCUUCUGUACUUUCGUUCCAUGUAGAAGUUACCAUAGCUGAAAACUCAUAGGGAAUCGGUUUCUCCCUACCCUUAAAUGCCUAUAUCUCGUGUCUGACUCAUGCACAUGAUUCUUCUGGGUGCCCUUGUAGUUGGCGGACAUUGAAAGCUGGAAAAUGAUGCUCUCAAGAUCGGAGAAGAGCGCGGGUUAUGUGUCGAAUGGUGGGGCUUUCCAUUGUUUUUCGGAUUCCUUGGAAAGAAGGCACACCGGAGCCCAGGAGAACACAUUCGCUUUUGGAGUUAUUUUGCUGGAAAUCGUCAGUGGAAGGCCUCCGUAUUGCAAGGACCGAGGAAGCUUGGUAAACUGGGUAAGGCUUGUUGUUUCAUGAACACCCUUUUCUGCAGAAAACCAAAGGAAGAAGUGACAGUCUGUGGUAUCAGCAUUAGAUUCAUGCCCUUUUCCAUGAUAAUUUGCAUUUGUCCGAUCAUUUGCAUGUGUAAUCUUCUACACAGAGUGUUGACUUUGUGUGUAGAAGCCACAAACUGAUCCAAAGGUUCGUCGUUUUCUCUCUAGGACCAGAAACUUUUAUUUGCCCGUUUGUAGCUCUGCCUCGAGCUGGUUGUUUUGGGAGAGAAAAAGACAAGCCUAGCUUGGUCAGAAUUGUCCAUUAUUGGGUGAUCUAGGAUCGUGAAAUAAAGACCAUAGCAUGAAUGCGCCGCAACCUCUGGGAACUGAUUGCGAGGAAAUUAACUAAAUGAAUAAAUAAUUCUCUCCAAUGACUGCUCUCCCAUCGGCUGUACCUUCAUUCAUGUCAAUCGUUUCAUUUCUUCACACUUCGCCGCCGGAGUUUUUCUGCCGCAACCGGGAUCUCCUGCGUUUGCCUCAUUCAUCUGCUCGAUGCAGGCGGUGGAGUACUUGGAGCGACCGGAUAUGAUGUGUCACCUGGUGGAUCCUGAGCUGCGGUACUUCAAGCACGACGAUCUUCGGGUUGUCUGCAACGCGGUGAGUCUCUGCAUCCAAUCAGACCAGUCAAAGAGACCGUCGAUGCAGGCGGUUUGCACGAUACUGGAGAACGGGAUCGACACCUCUGCGGCCGCUGACCUCAAGGAGUCCCCCCUGGCGUGGGCGGAGCUCGCCCUGUCAUGUUAG
Molecule: messenger RNA, 2128 nt
Organism: Spirodela intermedia
Lineage: Eukaryota; Viridiplantae; Streptophyta; Magnoliopsida; Alismatales; Araceae
Source: the annotation of a GenBank genome assembly